Hemiscyllium ocellatum (epaulette shark) is the source of this 989-nucleotide messenger RNA. RefSeq names its product ALK and LTK ligand 1 (gene alkal1). Gene Ontology annotation, biological process: positive regulation of ERK1 and ERK2 cascade; positive regulation of ERK5 cascade. Lineage: Eukaryota; Metazoa; Chordata; Chondrichthyes; Orectolobiformes; Hemiscylliidae. The transcript is spliced from 6 exons. Gene Ontology annotation, molecular function: receptor tyrosine kinase binding; receptor signaling protein tyrosine kinase activator activity. The record is from RefSeq and is a predicted model, not a curated record. The coding region runs from base 372 to 833 and encodes 153 amino acids.
GCAUUUCCUGCUCUUGGGGAAAUCUCAAUUUGCAGAAAACUUCAGAUCGAUCCUAAUUGAUGACCCUCAAUGCCAGCCUACCGGGAGAAAAAGGAUGUGCGCCAGCGGGAACUUCUGAAGGGAGAUUACCAGGAGAUGUUUUCAUUGUCUGCCACCCACCUAAGGUCGAUAGUAUCAUAUUGAACUAACACUUGCUUCGUGUAUAUAAGCCUGGUCUGUGGAUGGAUGAAUGCAGAACAUUGUGCAUUUCAGUUUGAUCCACUUAGCGCAAACGAGCUAUUUGAAAAUUCUGGGACACCUUUUGGGGUCAUUUUAUUCUUCUUCGGAAGAAAGUUGACUAAAGCCCAAGACAGUUUCUUUGAUCUUCAGAGAUGGGCCAAAGGAAAUGGCACACCUCGCUGGGCAUCCUGCUUUUGUUGGUCACUGUGGGACACUGUGAAACCAGAGCAGAACCGAGGCAGAAAUCGAGACAAUCACCUCUAGCUCUCAUUUUACAAGGCGUGAAAGACAGCAAUCACGGGGACAGACAAACAGCCAAACGAUACAGCACUUUAUAUGCCUUGGACCAAGACUACAAGCACUUCACGAAAGAAAAAACCGCUCUUGUCCCGAGGUUGGACAAACCAAUAGAGGUUAUCCAUACAGUCCCCAGUGCAAAAGAAAAGUUCAUAAAGCAUUUUGCAGCAGGACCAAUCUCAUUCUCAUCCGAAUGCAGGAAGCAGUUUCUCCGCCUCUAUUAUAACACAAGGGACUGCUCUACACCAGCUUACUAUAAAAGAUGUGCAAGGUUGAUAACAAGAUUAGCUAUGAGCCCGUUGUGUGCACAACACUGAAUAUUGCCACACCAAAUCAUUGAAGAUGGAAAUGUGAUUUGCCUAGGAAGUGCCUUGAGAAUUUCCCAAGAUGGAUUUGAAUUAUCGCUGAUGUUGUUUUGGUUUACAGCAUUGUUUAUUAAAGUACUAAAUGCUUUUUAUUUUCAUAUUUGUGCA